AUGGCGCGCCGGCGCGGCGUCGAGUUGCACCUUCCCUCCUCCGCGGACACUGCCGCGCGGCUCGGGCGGAGCUGCAGAGCCGCAGGUGGAGCUGCAGCGGCGCGGACGAAGGGGCAGCAGCGCGGGGCGGCCGGCUCCACGGCCACGGGCGCGGGCGAGCGGGGCGGGGCGUCGAGCGCGCGGCUCGCAGCGGCCGUGCUCGCGUUGGGGCGAGGCGCUGCCCAAGGCGCGGGGUGGCCUGGUCCUGCAGCAGCGCGGGCGGAGCUCGCCAGCGACGGCCGCCUCCGUGCAGGCGAGGCGCGGCGCGGCGCGGACCACCUCCGUGCAGGCGAGACGCGGGCCAUCUCCGUGCAGGCGAGGCGCGGCUCGGGCCACCUCCGUGCAGGCGAGGCGCGGGCCACUCCGUCCGCCGCAUCCUCCUUACCGCACCUCUCCUCCGUCGGCAGCAGCUGCAGCUGGGCGGCCUCCUCGAUGCGGUCUGGCCCCUGCAGCGGCGGCCCGAGGCCCGGUGUGGCCUGCCCCUGCAGCGGACGAAGCUUCCUCGCGCGGCACGGGCGGCGGGGCUCCUCAGCGCGGGCGGCGUGGAGGAGCGACGCGGCCGGCGCCCGCGCGGAGUGGCGUGGCGUGGCUCUUGGCGCCCGCGGCCGGCGUGGCGAGGCGCGGCCGGUGCUCGGCCGGUGCCCGAGGCGCGCGCGGGAGAAGCUCCGGCUCGACGGAGACCGAGAUGGCGCAGUCGCCCGGCACGUACGCGUCCCAUUGGAGGACCUCCUCCCACAGCGUGCCGCCGGGCACGUCCGCGAAGGCCGCGUCUCCGCCGCCGGUCGGCGGGGCGGGGCGGCCCUGGGCGCGCGACGAGGUAGCCGACCUGCUCCGCCCCCGUCUUCGUCUUGCUCGGCGGCCUCGAGGUCGGCGGUGCUCGUUUCUGCUCCGGUGACUUCCAGCAUGACUGAAAAAAAGGAAGCGGUGGCGGGAGGUCUCCAGGCUAGGGUGGCGCCGGAGCUCGGUUAA
Messenger RNA from Lolium perenne, 1008 nucleotides. The record is from RefSeq and is a predicted model, not a curated record. Lineage: Eukaryota; Viridiplantae; Streptophyta; Magnoliopsida; Poales; Poaceae.